AUGGACGACCGGCUGCUGGGGCCGCCCCCUCCAGGCGGGGGCCGAGGGGGCCUGGGAUUGGUGGGUGGGGAGCCUGGGGGCCCUGGCGAGCCUCCCGGUGGCGGAGACCCCGGUGGGGGCAGCGGGGGGGUCCCGGGAGGCCGGGGGAAGCAAGACAUCGGGGACAUUCUGCAGCAGAUAAUGACCAUCACGGACCAGAGCCUGGACGAGGCCCAGGCCAAGAAGCAUGCCCUAAACUGCCACCGAAUGAAGCCUGCUCUCUUUAGCGUCCUGUGUGAGAUCAAGGAGAAAACUGGCCUCAGCAUUCGAAGCUCCCAGGAGGAGGAGCCUGUGGACCCCCAGCUGAUGCGCUUGGACAACAUGCUUCUGGCAGAAGGUGUGGCUGGGCCUGAGAAAGGGGGGGGCUCAGCAGCAGCAGCUGCUGCCGCUGCAGCCUCAGGGGGCGGCGUGUCCCCUGACAACUCCAUCGAACACUCGGACUAUCGCAGCAAACUUGCCCAGAUUCGCCAUAUCUACCACUCGGAGCUGGAGAAGUAUGAGCAGGCAUGUAAUGAGUUCACGACCCACGUCAUGAACCUCCUGAGGGAGCAGAGCCGCACGCGGCCCGUGGCACCCAAGGAGAUGGAGCGGAUGGUCAGCAUCAUCCAUCGGAAGUUCAGCGCCAUCCAGAUGCAGCUCAAGCAGAGCACCUGUGAGGCCGUCAUGAUCCUUCGUUCACGCUUCCUGGACGCCAGACGAAAACGCCGGAACUUCAGCAAACAGGCCACUGAGGUCCUGAAUGAGUAUUUCUAUUCCCACCUGAGUAACCCCUACCCCAGUGAGGAGGCUAAGGAGGAGCUCGCCAAGAAGUGUGGAAUCACCGUCUCUCAGGUCUCCAACUGGUUUGGCAACAAGCGGAUUCGCUAUAAGAAAAAUAUUGGAAAGUUUCAAGAGGAAGCAAACAUCUAUGCCGUCAAGACUGCUGUGUCUGUCACCCAGGGGGGCCACAGCCGCACCAGCUCCCCGACACCCCCUUCCUCCGCAGGCUCUGGCGGCUCUUUCAAUCUCUCAGGAUCCGGAGACAUGUUUCUGGGGAUGCCGGGGCUCAACGGAGAUUCCUACUCUGCUUCCCAGGUGGAAUCACUCCGACACUCGAUGGGGCCAGGGGGCUACGGGGAUAACCUUGGGGGAGGCCAGAUGUACAGCCCUCGGGAAAUGAGGGCAAACGGCGGCUGGCAGGAGGCUGUGACCCCAUCUUCAGUGACAUCCCCAACAGAGGGACCGGGGAGCGUUCAUUCUGACACUUCCAACUGAUCUCACCCCUCAGGGCCACAGGGGUGGGGGCGCAUGAGGUGACUCUUGAAGAGGACAAGGCAUCCAGAGGACAAACCCCAGACAUAGGAGAAGCACAAGAUGGAAAAGGGCAAAUGGGGUUGACCCUCCCCACAGACUCAGUGCUGGGGUUGCUGACCAUGUGGCAAGAAGAAUGGGGUCCCCUAAGGGGAAAAUGGGGUCUGUCUCCCUUUUUUCCUUUUCAGUCUUUUUCUCUCCCCCUUUCUUACACAGAAACACACACCCAGACCCUAUUUUUCUGACCCUUUUUCUCUCAUAUACACAUAUACAACUAUUCUGUUUCUCUCCUCUCUCUGGUUUCACCCACUCUCCUUCCCCCACCCCUUAUCUGCUCUGGGAUCGGUGGAGACGCCAGCCUUGCCCUACCUACCAGAGAUGCCAAAAAUGGGGACACAACUUCUGGACAGAUGACCUGGGCCACGCCCCCGUGCCUCCCACUCCCUGCCCCUCCAGACGGCUUUAUUACCUCAUACGCAGCUCAUCUUAAACCAAUAGAAUCGCUCGGUGGACGAGAGUGUCUGACUCAGAUAUCUACCUCGGAGGGAGUUUCUGCUACUUUAAGGAAUUGUUGACUGGGUUUGGGGGUUGAACUUUUUUUUUUUUUUUUCUUUUUUAGGAAAGAAAAGGAAACCCUGGGAUCCAUCUGUAUUUUUUUUUAUUUUUUUGUUGUUGGUUCUUAAUUUUUUAUUUAGUUUGGGGACGUAGAUGUUUUUAUAUGUUGAUUUCUUUUUUUCUCUUAAUUUCUUGCUUUCCAUAUUAGGGGUGAUAGCCAAAGGGGUCAUGAUAAGAGAAAGGGGAACAAGUAGAACUGGUGAAGAGGCCUGUCUGGCUCUAGUCCUGUCCAUCAGGAAGUACAUUUACCAGGGCACCAAGCCUGCCCCAUAAAGUCAAGCCACUUAGGUAUUGUCCUUUGCGUGUAAAAUCCCAGGUGUCCUUUGCUUGUCAGGCGGCUCCUGCUGCAUUUGGUAUGGAGGCAGCUGGGGGCUUGCUUGGCUGGCCUACACUCCCUCUUCCCACAACCCUUGGGCAGGGCUAGACGGUCAUUUUGAGGAAAUGCCACCUUCCCCUGUGACAUGUCUUUAAGUCUACAGGUUGGGGGGGGAAUGGGGAGGGGUCAUUGCAAAAUAAGUAUGAGUUGGGGUGCUUGUGUAUGUAUCUCCCUCGAUUUCCCCAGAAAUGAGGUACUUUUUUUUUUUCUCAGUCUAAAAUCAUGAGGGUGGGGAGAGGAGGGAGGUUGCAAAAAGCCAAGUAUAGGGAGAUGUAAAAUCAUCGCUGCCCCAUCCUUGGCCCUGAACCCCUCAAACAUCAGGAUUUCACAGGACUGUCACCAUGGGGAACCCCUACCGUCAAAGAUCUGUGCAGGACUGAGGGCAGGCUGGGAUUGUGAUGGGUGGGGGGUGGGAGGCACGGGCGCGGGCAGUUCUCUCCUCACUUGUAAACUUGUAGUUUCACAGAAAGAAAAAAAAAAGUUUUAAAUAAAGAAAUUUCUUUUUC
Miniopterus natalensis is the source of this 2826-nucleotide messenger RNA. It is a transcript of the gene PBX2, whose product is annotated as PBX homeobox 2. The record is from RefSeq and is a predicted model, not a curated record. Gene Ontology annotation, cellular component: nucleus. Lineage: Eukaryota; Metazoa; Chordata; Mammalia; Chiroptera; Miniopteridae. Gene Ontology annotation, biological process: regulation of DNA-templated transcription. Gene Ontology annotation, molecular function: DNA binding; DNA-binding transcription factor activity, RNA polymerase II-specific.